CCUGAACGAAGACAGCCAAAGUCGUACAUUCGAGUGCUUAUUGAAAUCUGCACGUUUGACAUAUCCUUCGCACCUACACAGCAAUAUUUAUCCUUAACCUCACCCAGACCGCAAGUCCCACCCGGUCUGUGGUCAUACCGGACCAGAGAUUGGCCCCUGCUCAAAGAUCGAGGGAGUACGGAGUGCAGAGAUGGUCCUCCUCACCUCAGGAACAGUGUCGGUCAUCAUAUCUAGUGGAGUGAUCUGCACAUUUACAUUCUUGCUCUUUCUGUGUGGAUAUGUCCUACAACAGCAAAGUGUCCGAUCACUACAAGAGGCCAUACGGCAACCGCCAGAGAGAAAACCAGUACCGACUCUCCCCGCGAAGUUCCGACAUCCCCAGAAUGAAUUGUUCGAGGCUGUUGUUGGAGAGAACAUUGAUGGGUCGAUGGAGUCGACAAUUGUCAAUGAGAUAAUGGGGCCUCGAGGCUCGAAACCUGGCGAUAACAUCCAGGUCCCCGUUGAUGUGGACGACCAAGGCCUGCGGAGAGUGAAGCAGUCUCUGAUAUCAGAGGAUGGAUCCUCUUUUGAAAGAUUGGCAUACUUCUUUGCUCUGCAGGAGCCAUCGGACCUGUGCUCUGCCCUGUAUUUCGCAGAUUUGCAUCGGAAUGCGUCCAACCUCUCCAUUCCACCAUCCUUGGUUCUGCUGUACCCCGCAACGUGGGAAUCAUCUGGGAGCGUUCUUCACACAUCGAUCCUCUCAUUCAUGAGGACAAUUCAGGAAUCUCAAGAUCUCAUCUACCAUCCAGUUCCCAUCGACGAAAGGCUCGGAGUGAAGGCUCAGUUGUUGGGCGAGUUACAAUGGACGCGGUGGAGUUAUGACCGAGGAAUGUACCUACGCUUACCUGGUAUGGCGAUUGACAUUCAGUUGUUGGAUGACGCAUUACGUCAAUCCGAGUAUAGAAAAGCUUGGGGGGCAGUUCAUGGAGCUGGCAGACUUGACCCAGAGAUUCUUCUGUAUACGCCACAGGGGUUGAAGACUCCAAGGAAGGAUGUGCAACCACUUGCAGCAUCACCCAUAACACCAAAAACUUUCGAGGACCAAGUAUAUCUUGAGUCGCAGGUCAAGAGUGCUGGAUAUGUGCUGCUGGACCAGUAUACAUCUGAAUCUGCAUCGGAGAUAGACCCUUGGCUAAGGAAUAUUGUCGGAGAAUACGAUCGGGGUCGAAAGGGGGUAUGCGCUGGGAGUAAUCUGUUGCACGGCAUUGACUGAUGAUUUGCCUGGUUUGAUAAGGAGGAAGGAUCUCCUGACAUCUUAGCACUGAACGAUAUGAAUGAAAGCAAACUGGAAUUGUGAUGGGACGAUUAGGCGUUCUCAGAAGGCAGACUCUGCGUAU
Messenger RNA from Exophiala mesophila, 1376 nucleotides. RefSeq lists its product as uncharacterized. The record is from RefSeq and is a predicted model, not a curated record. The transcript has a single exon. The coding region runs from base 191 to 1252 and encodes 353 amino acids. Lineage: Eukaryota; Fungi; Ascomycota; Eurotiomycetes; Chaetothyriales; Herpotrichiellaceae.